Messenger RNA from Coniosporium apollinis CBS 100218, 1059 nucleotides. RefSeq lists its product as uncharacterized. The record is from RefSeq and is a predicted model, not a curated record. Bases 1 to 1059 code for a protein of 352 amino acids. The transcript has 2 exons. Lineage: Eukaryota; Fungi; Ascomycota; Dothideomycetes.
AUGGCCGGCGUAUUCGACCUCCCCAUUGUCGGCCCUAUCAUCAAGAACGGCGUCUCGACGGUUGUGUCUGGCGCUGUGACGGCUGCGGGUGGCUAUGCUGGAGAUUUAGUAAUUGGCGCUGGGAAUCUGGUGGAGCAGGGUGGGAGGACUGUUGGCAAUGGCGUAUCCGGUUUUAUCGGCAGCUACGGCGAGAAGAUAAACCAGUACGGCAAUACAGUAAUAGCUGCCACCGCCCCCGGCGGCCCACCCGUCAUUGACACCGUCCAGAAAACGGCCAAGCAAGUGUCCCACACGGCGACGAACGUCACAAACAGAGCCUCAAACACUGCUUCCGGCGUCGCCAAAACCGCCCAAAAAUCUCUCCCCGCCCCGGUGAGCAAUGCGCAGAAGACGAUCACCAACACCGCGACCUCGGCUACAAAAGCCCUUCCGUCGACCGUAGGCGGCGCGCAAAAAGCUAUCACCGGCACCGCAUCCUCCGCCACGAAAGCCCUCCCAUCGAGCGUGGGCGGCGCACUAGGGGCGCCAAAGCCAGCGUCCUCAGCAGUGCAGAAAAAAGCCUACGAGCCCUACAAGCCAGCGACGUCCUACAAAGGCUUCGAUUCGAAGUCUGCCGCCGGCACGCCCGCGCAGUACAAACCCCCAACACCAGGUGCCCCAAAGCCGCCCGCAGAGCGCAAGUACGAGCCCUACAAGCCCGCGACGUCGUACAAGCCGUUCGACUCGAAGAGCGCGGCGGGGACGCCUGCGGAGUUCAAGCCGGGCGGCGGGUAUAAGAGCCCUGCUGAGAGAGCGAAGGAGGCGGGCGUUGGGACGGGGGGGUAUAAGCCACCGAAUGUGGGGACGGCAGUUGGGGGCGCGAAGAGCUAUGCUGGGGCUGCGGCGAAGCCGGUGGGUGCGGCGACGGGGGCGGCGACUGGGGCUGCAAGGGGUUUAGUUGGCGGGGCGGUGGGAGGGGCGCAGAAUGCGGCGGGGAAGGUGAGGGUAAGUCGGGAGAGCAGGCCGAGAAGGGGGAGGGGGCAGGCGGAGAGUGCGAAGCCGGCGCCUCAGUUUUUCUAA